CCUUUUAGGUGUCAUCAGGACGCGCCAGACGCGGUUGCCGCGUCGCGCUUAAGAUUGCCCGGCUCGAGAAAAUGGCGGCCGAACAGCCGGUAUUAGUCCGGGGCCCCGGCCCCGAGUGUUGGACAGUGCCGUGGUCUUCGGCCCGAGGUUCAGUACGGGACUUCAUCCGCUCCCACUGCCGGCAUAGGGGUAUUCCAGUGGAUUGCUUUUAUGUAAAAUGUAAUGGACAGUUAAUUAAUACUGAAGAUGUGGUUCAAUAUGGAGCAGUUUAUAGUCUGGAACCCAGACUCUGUGGAGGAAAAGGAGGUUUUGGAUCUAUGCUUCGAGCACUUGGUGCUCAGAUUGAAAAGACAACUAAUCGAGAAGCAUGUCGAGAUCUCAGCGGAAGGAGACUUAGAGAUGUCAACCAUGAAAAGGCAAUGGCUGAAUGGGUAAAGCAGCAAGCUGAGCGAGAAGCAGAAAAGGAGCAGAGGCGCCUAGAGAGGCUGCAGCGGAAACUGGUAGAGCCCAAGCAUCAUUUUGCCAGUCCUGACUACCAGCAGCAGUGUCAUGAGAUGGCUGAGCGCUUGGAGGACUCAGUCCUCAAAGGUAUGCAGGCUGCCUCCAGCAAAAUGGUGUCACCUGAGAUUAGUGACAAUAGGAAACGACCUAAUGAACCUGAUAAAAGUGGUGGAAUCAAAUCAAGGAAAAGGAAAUGCUUCUGGAUGGGCAUGGAAGGCUUGGAGGAUGCUGGAAGUUCAGAUGAUGGGGACAGUGAAGAAGUCCCCAGCACUUCAGGAAUGAGCUUCCAUUCACCCAAUGGCUAUACUGAGAAUGCUGACAAAGCAGAAGAAUUUUCCAUGAGUUGUAAGGAUUCCUUAGGUGUGAGUGUAUCAGAAAAGCUACAGGUGCCCACCAACCUCUCUGACACUGUUGCCCCAGCUGAAGUGUGUGGGGAUGGGAGCAGGAUGCCCACCGAAGAGAUGGAAGUAAAAAGAGAAAUGAAUGUAGAGAAGAAACCAUUUGUAGCAGAGAGGGAAGGAGAAACAAAUACAGCACAGGACAACAGAGGAGAAGGAAACAAAAGAGCAAGUGAAGAAGACCCAGAAAGAAUGCCGCUUGAUAAACUCGAGGGAAGCCCAACAGGAAACAAAGAUGAUGUUCAGGAACCCAUAAACCUUCUGGCAUUCAGCUCAGUUGAAGAAAUGGAAAUGUUGGGUUUGGAUAAACUUAAAUUGGAAUUAAUAGCACUCGGACUUAAGUGUGGAGGCACUUUACAGGAAAGAGCAGCAAGACUCUUCUCUGUCAGAGGACUAGCAAAGGAACAGAUAGACCCUAGCUUAUUUGCCAAACCCGCUAAAGGGAAGAAGAAAAAAAUCCCAUAGACACUCAUUUCUUUUUUAUACCUGAAGGUUUUUUCUCUGAAAAUGGUAACCUCUGUCGCUGUUUCUGCAAUUAUUUUUGUUUGAUUAAAACUGAACUUCUAGUGGUUUUGAAAUUGACAUUGAAAGAGGCAUAAUUCUAAAUUACAAUAAAAAUGUUUUAUAAUUGAUGAAGAAUUUUGUUGUAAAUGACAUUACAGGUUAUGCUUUUAAAUCCUCAAAAAUAGAAAGUUGCUUUAUUUAAAAUGUGGAUAUUAUGAAAAAUAUAGAAAUAAAAUUAUUUUAUUAGAAAAUAAAGACAGUGAGAUGGGCUAGAAAUGGUCAAAAUGCCAAGUCAAAUCAACAGUCAUUUAUUAAGCUCCUGCUAUAUGCCAGGCACUGUGCUCCGUGGUAGAAAUACAAAGGUAAAAAAUGUUCUAAAUUGUCACUCAGAAGACGAUCUUUUUCCCCAAAUAAUUUUUCACAUUUUUAUUUUGUUUUGAGUUCCAAAUUUUAUCUCUUUUCCCUGAGAUCAGUUGUACAUCUGCAAUUACAUAAAACAUUUUCAUAUUUUGUAUAAGAUUCAAAAAAAGAAAAAACAUGAAAGUGCUUCACUCUGUAUUCAAACAAUAUCAGUUUUCUCUCUCUGGAGGCAGACAUUGUAUUAUCAUUAGUCCUUUGGGAUUGCCUUAGAUCAUUGUAUUGCAAAGAAUAGCUAAGUCAUUCACAGUUGAUUAUCACACAGUGUUGCACAAUGUUCUUUUUGUUCUGUUCAUUUUACCGUGCACUAGUUCAUAUAAGUCUUUCCAAGUUUUUCUGAAAUCAUCCUGCUUGUCAUUUCUUAUAGCACAAUAAUAUUCCAGUACAAUCUUAGUUUGUUUAGCCAUUCCACAAUUGAUGGGCAUCGCUUCAAUUUCCUGUUCUAAUCCACCACAAAAAACAAAGAAUUGCUAUAAAUAUGUACAAUUUUUUUUUUUUAAUGUCUUUAGGGUAGGCACAAUUUUAUAACCCUUUAGGUACUAAAUUGCUCUCCAAAAUGGUUGAAUCUGUUCACAACUUUACCAACAGAAAGAACAUAGAUGUUACAGUUUUCCCACAACCCCUCCAACUUCCAACAUUUUCCUUUUUUGUCUUAUUAGUCAAUCGUCUGAUAGGUAUGAGAUGGUACCUCAAAAUUGUUUUAAUUUGCAUUUCUCUAAUCUCAAGUGAUUGAGAUUAUUUUUUCAUAUGAUUAUAUGAGUUGAUUUAUUCAUCUGAAAACUGCCUGUUCAUAUCUUUUUAACCAUUUAUCAAUUGGGUAAUGACUUGUAUUUUUAUAAAUUUGUAUUAGUUCUCUAUAUAUUUGAGAAAUUAAGUCUAUCAGAGAUAUUUGUUGCAAAAAUUGUUUCCUUAUGUGCUUGUGUUGUUAUUUGUGCAAAAACUUUUUAUAAAAUAAUUAUCUAUUUUA
Messenger RNA from Antechinus flavipes (yellow-footed antechinus), 2787 nucleotides. It is a transcript of the gene SDE2, whose product is annotated as SDE2 telomere maintenance homolog. The transcript has 7 exons. The record is from RefSeq and is a predicted model, not a curated record. NCBI's taxonomy places the organism in Eukaryota, Metazoa, Chordata, Mammalia, Dasyuromorphia, Dasyuridae. Bases 72 to 1364 code for a protein of 430 amino acids. Gene Ontology annotation, cellular component: nucleus.